CGCACCUGGGCGCCGCCGGGCCGGGGAUGCGGGACCCGCCGCCGCCGCAGCCGGAUCGGACUCGGGGUCCGGAUCGGGGCCCGGAUCGGGGCCAUGCGGCGCGCGCUGGUGCCCGAGAUCCGCCCGCUGGACCAGUAUGACAGCGCCCGCGCCCGCCGCGCCGCCAGCCUGGCCUGGGCGCUCGCCACCGCGCACGGCGGCGCCGGGAAGGUGCCCCUGGAGCUUCAGGAGCCGGUGUACACGGACCAGUAUGCGCAGGAACACGUGAAGCCACCGGUGACGCGCCUGCUACUGUCGGCCGAGCUGCUGUGCCGUGCCUGGCGCCAGGCCCUGCCAGGGACCGAGGCGGGUGGGGCCCCCCGUGACCACACUGCCCUCCUGGCCCUGCUGGCCCAGCAUGGCCUGGCUCCUGCGCUGCACGGCCGCCCCGUCACCGCUGCUGACCUGCACCACGCACCCCUCAACAUGGGUGCCCACCUGGCUGUGAUUGACUCGCUCAUGGUGGCGUUUGCCACAGAAGCCACGAGCUCACUACCCACGCCCCCUGGCAUGGACAUGGGGCCUGAUGCCUGGGAGCAGAAGCUGCUGUGCUGGGUGGACAUGGUGACCCGCAAGCUGCAAGACAGCACAGAGCGGGAGAGCUCCCAGCGCCCUACCCCGGGCACCGAAGGGCUGGCCCAGCCCUCAACCCCCGGCCACAAGUGUCCCACCCGGUGGUACUGGAAACUGGUUCCUCAUGCCAUCGCUUUUUGUUUGAAGGAGUCGGGGAGUAAACCUCCUGUGAUCCGGUACCGGAAGGACAAGGUGCUGCCCACACAGGCACCCUGUUUCCCUGCCAUCACUGGGCUGCAGGACCUGGCCAGCGGUGCUGCCCUGGCAGCCAUGCUGCACUACUACUGCCCCCAGCUUGUGCGCCUUGAGGACGUGUGCCUGAAGGAGCCAAUGUCUGUGGCUGACAGCCUGUACAACCUGCAACUGCUGCAGGACUUCUGUGCCCGGCGCCUGGGAGGAGGCUGCCCGCUGGCCUUGGAGGACCUGCUCUACAUGCCCCCUGCCCUCCGGGUGAACAUAGGGGCCUUCCUGGCCGAGCUUUUCCUGUGCUUUGAGGUGCUGAAGCCCGACUUCGUGCGGCCCCGCGACCUAGGAGACCUCAGAGACUCCCCAGGGCUGAGCGAUGCCCUGACUCCCAACAGCUGCGGCAGCAACAGUGGCUCCCCCGUGUUCAGCUUCCGGCACCCAUUCUUCCCUGGGGCAGCAGCACUGUCCCCACUCCGUGGAUCACCUGGGCCCUUGCACCACUCGACCUCGAUGUCCCACGUGGAAGGCGGCUUCGGCAAGGCCUGGAGCAGGAAGCAGCUCAGCAGCCACCCGCUGUCGCAGGCAGUGUCGUUCAGCAUCCCCUUUGGGCUGGACAGCGACGUGGACAUUGUGAUGGGCAACCCCGUGGGACUGCUGCGCUCAGCCAGCUCCGACAGCCUGGCGCCACCCCGGCGUGCCCACUCCCCUGCCCCAGCCUCAACCCCAGUCACCCGUACCAUCCACAAGCUGCCUCUGACCCCCAAGGUGGCAGCAGUGGCCGGGGGGGCCGCAGAGCCCCCACUGGAGAAUGGGUUGACUGAGGCGCUGGGUGAGCUGCCCACCAUCGAGGAGGCACUGCAGAUCAUCCACAGUGCCGAGCGCCUGGUGCCUGAUGGCGCCCCUGCUGGCUUCUACCUGCACUCACCUGAGCCCUCAAAGGCACCCGAACCACUGCCCAUGGCCUCCCCCCGCACCCGCCACGGGCCCCCAAAUGGUGACGAUGCCAGCUCCCCCAGCUCGGGCUCCUCAGGCGGCUCGGGUGUGCGCAUGACCAGCUUUGCUGAGCGCAAGAAGAAGCUGGCAGCAGGCGCAGGGCAAGAAGCAGGUCCAGAGCGGGUGGCAGAGCUGGGCCCAGCAGGCAGCGCAGCACUGAGCUCAGAGAUGAGUGAGCUAGGUGCCCGGCUGGAGGAGAAGCGCCGUGCCAUCGAGGCCCAGAAAAAGCGCAUUGAGGCCAUCUUUGCCAAGCACCGCCAGCGCUUGGGCAAGUCAGCCUUCCUGCAGCUGCGGCGUCAUGAGGCUGGAGAUCCUGUGGCCCAGCUGCCAGCACCACCACCGCAGGGGGGAGAUGAGCAGGGGGCACCACCCGGACUUCCGCGGCCACGCCAAGUCAGCUUCUGCCCAGAGCCGGGGGGCACCAAGACGGAGGAGGAGCUGGGCGACUACAAUCGAGCAGUGGCCAAGCUCAACACAGCACUGACCUCACUGCAGCUGGACAUGCAGCGCCUGAGUGCACAACAAGAGCGCCUCCUGCAGGACAAAAGGCCCAGCCAAGCCUGGGUCAUCCCAGCCCCGAAGGGCAAUCGCCCGCCCCCCACCUCUGCAGCCUCCUCGCCCCCCCGCCGUCCACCCAGUGCUGUGGUCACGGCUGCCCCCCGCUCCCCGCAGCCAGUGCCCCGGAGCCGCACAGCGCCUGCAGCUACCCCCAAGAGUCCCAAGCGGGCACGGCCAGUGGAGCUGAAGUUGCCACCACUUACACGGGUUCUGACACCGCCACAGAAUGUCGACACGCUGCCGCACCUGCGCAAAUUCUCAUCCAACCAGGUGCCCGUUCAGACCCGCUCCUCCAUCCACUUCUCCGAGGAUGAGGGGGAGUCUGAGGUGCCUGAGCCCCCAGCCCAGCCCCAGCCAGAGUCACCUGAUCCAGGGCCAAGGGGUGGGCCAAGGGGGGCAGGGGGGCCACGGGCAUGUGGGGAUGGUACCAGUGAUGCCUCAUCACCUGGGGAGCCACGCAGCAGCUUGGUGGAGGUACCACUGGGCAGCCUGCAUACCGGCAGUGACAGUGAUGAGGACAACGGGGCCGACUCCCUCGAGGGCUCUGUGGCUGAAGGGCUGGAGCCUGAGCCCCGUCCCAGCCUCGGCUUCUACUUCAAGGCUGAGGCAGAGGCAGCAGUGGAGGCAGAAAUGGCGCAGAAGCGGGCCAACCUGCUGGAGCGGCAGCAGCGGCGCAGCGAGGAGGCGCGCCAGCGCCGGCAGUGGCUGGAGGCAGAGCAUGAGCAGCGGCGCGAGGAGGCACCACGGCUGGAGGUGGAGGAGCAGAGCCGGGCGCCGGCACCAGUGCUGGAGCCAGAGGAGAGUGCGGCAGGGCUGGCCUCAGGGGGUGUUGUGGGAGCUGGGGGCCGGCGCGGAGCUUUCACACGGCAGGAGCACCAGCGGCGUCAGCAGCUCAAGCUCAUGGAAGACCUGGACAAGGUGCUGAGGCCCAAGGCACCUGGUGCCCGGCCCCACCGGCGUGGCCGCCCCCGCACCGUCUGUGAUGACUCUGCCCUGGCCCGCAGCCCCCCCAAGGGCCUACUCGGUGCACGGCUGAGCAAGGUGUACUCCCAGUCCACCCUGUCCCUGUCCACUGUGGCCAACGACCACAGCAAUGCCCUCGGUGUCAAGCAUCCGUCCAGGGCAGCAUCGCCCGUGUCUCCAAGCCGCCUCCUGAGCACCCAGAGCCGCGAGCGGGACUGGGAGAAUGCGUCCACCGCCUCCUCGCCUGCCUCUGUGCCUGAGUACACAGGUCCAAAGCUAUACAAGGAGCCAAGCGCCAAGUCCAACAAGCACAUCAUCCACAAUGCGCUGGCGCACUGCUGCCUGGCCGGCCGUGUCAAUGAGCCCCAGAAGAACCGUGUGCUUGAGGAGAUUGAGAAGAGCGCGGCCACUCACUUCCUGAUCCUGUUCCGUGACGGCGGGUGCCAGUUCCGGGCAUUGUAUGCAGCAGGCACCGAGGGCGAGGGGUUGACACGCCUGGCAGGCUGUGGCCCCCGUGCCGUGGCCCCCACUAUGAUUGAGGGAGUCUACAAGUACAGCUCAGACCGCAAGCGCUUCACACCCAUCCCCUCGCGCUCGCUCUCCAUGAGCGUCGAUGCCUUCACCAUCCAAGGCCACUUCUGGCAGGGCCGCAAGCCGCCCACCCCCAAGAAGCCAGGGACCCCGAAGUAGCCCCUGGCCAGCAAUGAGCCAGCCCGGGCUCCUGGGUCCUGAAGCCCAGCCCCUGCCUGCUGGUGACCCCACUCCCUGGACUGUGGGGGUGGGGCAGGGCCCGGACACUUGGGUUCCUAAGCUGAGUCCCCACUCUGGGGUCCUGGCCUGCUGGACUGCAGUGGGCAGGGCAGGACCCGGACACCUGGCUUCUGAAGCUAAGCCCCCCAUGCCAGGCUGCUGUGGGUGGGGCAGGGCCUGGAUGCCUGGGUCCUAGAGGCUUUGAGCUGGGCACAUGCCAAGGGGUGCUGGGGUCUGGUAGAAACUGCCAAAUCCCCUUACGAGCCCUACGGUCAGAGGGUGUGGGGGGUCCUGCCUACUACCCCCCUGGGGGGGGCCUUUGCUGCCUGCUGAUUGGAGUCCUAGUGCCCUUAGGGGUCUGUGUCUGUUGGAUGAAGCCGCACGUGGAGGGGGAGGGGUUGGGUCAGAGUUAUGUCCUGCGUCUUGUCGGGUGUCGGCGCUUCUGCACCGGUGAAGGAGGGUGUGUGUCUCUUGUCUGUCUGUCUGUCUGUCUGUCUGUCUGCCCCCCCCCUUGCCUACUGGGGAGUGGAGCCUGGGGGGUUGCCCUGGGUUGGGGGGGGGGCCCUAUGCUGAUCCUGCCAAAGGGCAUUGGACUGCACCGAGCUGUGACCCCCCCAGGGGAGCAAAGGGCUGUGCCAGACCAGCCUCCCCUCUCCACCCCCUUGGGUUGGUCUGUCUAUUUGUCUGUCUGUUUGCAUCUCCUGUGGCCCUGCAUGGUGCAGGGCCAGGGCCUUGUCACUUAAUAAAGCAACGAUAAUGAA
Molecule: messenger RNA, 4823 nt
Organism: Alligator mississippiensis (American alligator)
Lineage: Eukaryota; Metazoa; Chordata; Crocodylia; Alligatoridae
Gene: CAMSAP3
Product: calmodulin regulated spectrin associated protein family member 3
Exons: 19
Coding region: 94-4002 (1302 amino acids)
Biological process (GO): negative regulation of microtubule depolymerization; neuron projection development; cytoplasmic microtubule organization
Cellular component (GO): microtubule minus-end
Molecular function (GO): calmodulin binding; spectrin binding; microtubule minus-end binding
Source: RefSeq, a predicted model, not a curated record